UCGCAGUCAGACUCAGAUGUCAGAUGGCUCAUUAAUGAAAACAUACGUAUUAUUUCUGUUUUGUGAACAAAAACACAGAAAAACUUAAUUGAAGCCUAUUGCCAAAAUGACCGAGAAGAAUUCUAUCCUGCAUGAACUAUAUGUUUUCUCCGAAUGGAAGCCAGAACCAGAGUAUUUACAAAAACCUGACAAUAUAUUUCCUGAAAAUAUAUCGGCUCUAUGGAAAUGGCUCAAAUUUUUUGGUCCCAAAAAGAGUCUUUUAGAUAGUGUUACUGCACACACAGAAAAACAACAGAAAUGGCAUAUUGCUUUGGGAGAUGAAGGAAAAGUAGUGGCAGUAUUAACUGAUAAUAUAUUGGAGAUUAGAACCAAGCGCUCAGACUAUGCAACAAUUGCAGCAAGAACUACAGUUUCCAGAGAUCCAUAUGCUCAAUGGAGGAAAGUUGUUUGGACCCCAGACUGUUCAUUCUUGGUGAUUGCAUAUGGCAAUGGUGUUGUUAGCUUCUUUGAUCUCACUGCUUCAAAUCUAUUCAACAUUCCAAUUGAUUGUUCUCGGCCUGGGGGCUUGGAGUGCACAGACAACACUCAUGCUGUCUCCGAAAUCAUAUUCAUGCCGCUUAGAGUAAAGGAUACAAAAUGGUCAUGGGAAGUACUGGUAAUAACUUACGACGGCAAGUUGCGCGGCUUCCUAGUGUCGCAGACGGAGGGCUAUAAGCUACAUCACACUUUCCAGUUUGCUGGCGGAGUGUCGGCGGCCGCGUAUUGUGGUGCCCAUGGAUCGUUAUAUGUAGCCGGUGUGCCACAGGCUGCUUAUAAGGAAGCAAGUUCUCCAUUAUGCGCGGGUCUGACAGCGUGGCGCAUAAUAAACGACGAGCCUUUCUAUAAGUUGUCCGUGGUCUCGGAUGAACUGGAAGCGAAGCUGGCCAAUGAGCGUUAUAAGCUCUAUAUACCCUUUGUUUAUUCCAAGAAUAUGAACUUCAUAGUUCACAUGGUGCCAUCACCAGACAGCAGCAAGCUCGCCUGCAUCCACUGCAACGGUGAUGUGUCUAUAUGGAGGCUGCCACUCCUCCGGGGGGAGUACCGGCACAGGCUGGGCGAACAGGAGGCGUUCGACCUGCAGAACCCACUGGUCAAGGAGCCUAGUGGCAAAGACCAGACAUUGUAUUACCCAGCUGAUGUGGACUGGUGGAGUGAUCAGGAAAUAAUAGUGUCCCGAUUCAGUGGAGCGGUAUCAGUAUGCGGAAUUGAGGAUAUGAUUAAUAUUUUGGGCAAGAGACCUGAGUUCUUCCAAGGUGCUCCACAGGUGCGAUGCGCUCAUGAUGGAGCUUUUGUUGCCCUGGAGUGUGAGUCCAACGUGGUGCCCGCUAAUAAGACCCGCAGUGAUGAAUCGAUGGCAGUAGUUAAAUCGGAAACCGAAGACGAUUCAAUGCUAGAAGUAGGCAAGGAGCUUUUCAAGUCUGUGCUAUACGCAAUUACGGAUAUGGAGACAUUCCAGCCAAAGCCCAAGAAGAUCACCAUUGUGUCUCGCGUGUACAGGUUACUGGGGGUGAAAAGCACCACGCCUGAGGAGCUGUUUUCUAGAAAGAUUGAGAGCAGGAAAUACUCUGAGGCCCUAACUCUCGCGGAAACAUUUGGGCUAGACAGCGAUCUAGUCUAUCAACAACAGUGGAGGAAGAAUCCGGUGUCCACUGACGCUAUACAAAAUUAUUUGAGCAAAGUGUCAAAGAAGAUCUGGGUGGUGCAUCAGUGCGUGGAUCGACUCCCGGAGAGUCUCCCCGCGGCCCGCGCUCUCCUGGACUUCGGGUUGCAGCUCACAGCCACCGAUAUCUUGGAUGAAAUAAACAAAGAUUUACCAGAGGACGAAUGGAAGUCACCUGAUGAUAUCACCUUGGAAGAUCUGAAUGCUUAUACGAGUGAACUGUUGCGUUGUAGGCAUGUGAUGAUAUUCUAUAAGGAGAGACUUAACCUGUACGAGGCUAUUCUUCAAUGCGAAAAGUCUACGUACAUAAAAGACGAAUACCAUAGACUACGUAGCAACAGCAUAGUUCAUAGCGCGUUGGAAAUUGCCAAAGAAGGUCGCAUAGAGGCUCUCACUUGUCUAUGGCCAUAUAUAAAGAGUUUACCUAUGCAAUUGGCUGUAUUGGACAAGAUGCCAGAAACAGCUAACCCACUGCUGUAUCAGCAUUUGCUGCCAACUAAGGAGCCGAUAAUUUGGUUUGAAAAGAAAUCGCCAAUAAAAAUAAAGCCCUCUGAGCAUGAGCAUGAUUGGUGUAAGAAAGAGAUUUUCAGACCAAUCUGGAGUUCGAACUGGUCAGAGGACACAACACCCGAGUCCGAAACCACAAUGUCUGAAGCGGAUAUCUCGGAAUGGUAUGAGAGACGAGCCCGCGAAAUAGAAGAACGCAGUGGGCUCGCAUCUCACGCACUUACGCUUAUCACUAUCGCCACUGUGGGGGGCGGGGCCAAGGGUUUAGACACUAUAAUGUUUAAUUUGUUGACUCUGGACACACUUCUAUAUGACCUUAAUGUGGAGGAUGUGACGCUCGCUGAGCUGGAGAAGCUGGAUGUGCUGGAAGUUUGCAAAUUGUUGACCAAAUUGUCGACAACGGAGACCUUUGUAGCGGAUCUACGUCAGUACGUGGUGCCGUUCCUCAAGCGGCACGAGGUGCUCGUGCGCCAGGAGGGCCUGCGCCUCUCGAACCUCAUCAGCUUCCUGGAGGCCAUCAGUGUGGAUGACCUCACACUCAUAUUAGUGGUAUUCCGCUCCAAACGCGAGUUCAACAUAGACCAGAACAUGCUCGUAGAGCUUGCGGAGCGGUGCGUGCUCGCUCAUGCGCACACGCACCAGCUCAGCAUGGCUUGCGAUUUACUGCACUGUAUGCUGAGAGAGACCGACGGCACGAUCUCGAACACGUGCCUGGUGCGGCGCGUGUCGGAGCUGGAGCGCAUAGUGGCGGGCUGCAGCAAGCUGACGUGGCGCGGCGUGGCGGUGGCGCCGCGCGAGCUGCGCGACGUGCUGCCCGAGCGCCGCCACUGCGUGCGCCUGCUGGCGCGCCUCGCCCGCUCGCACGCCGUCGACCCGCACGUGAGUGAAAAAACAAAACAACGCGAAUGGAAUAACAUUCUCAAAGAUAUGUUGGAUCUGCAGAAUACAAUAUUCGGUUGCGUAUCUCGUGAGGAGUGCCAUGAAAUCUACGCGUCCGCCAUGCUAACCUCGGGCGACAUGGACAGCAUCCGCAUGGCGGCUGAUGUGCUGACGUGCACGCCGCUCAUGCGUUACGGCUCCCACGUCAUCAACUACGAGAACACGGUUAAGCUGGUGCUGGAUGCCGCAAAGGAGUACUUCAACUCGGCCUCCUCGCUUACUGACCCGUCGCUACAGCUGGCCAGAUCAUGUUUAAAUUUAAUCGCGCCUGGAAAUCCUGAAGUGGAAAAAGAAAUUGACCUGAUAGAAGCCCUGCCCAUUCUAAAUGCGUUCAGGAUUAAAUUGUUGCCAAUUCAAGUGCGCCUCUGCGAAGAUCGUAUGAAGCUGAUUGAGGAUUGUUUGAAAUCUGAGUCUAGCGCUUUCCUGGCAAGUGAGAAAUUACUGCAAGUGGCGAAGAUGUUACGAGUAGCAGGAGACGAUGAUGAGGCCAGGGAGGGCAUGGUGCUGACGCAGGUGUGCGCGGCGGCGCUGGGCGCGGGGUGCGGCGCGGGCGGCGGCGGCACGGCGCUGGCGGGCGCGCGGCGGCUGGCGGCGCUGCGCGUGGCGCGCGCGGCGCCCGUGCUGGCGGGCGUGGCGCGCGCGGCGCCGCCGCACACCGCGCCGCACGUGCGCGCCGACCUGCUCGCCGCCGCGCUCGCCUUCUGCCCGCCGCGCCAGCUCGAGGAGGUGCUGCACUCGCGACUAAAAUUGGAGCUCGAAAGUCUUCAACCCAAGCCGAGUCAGCCCGAAAUUAACUACUACGGAUACCGCUGGCCCUCCACUGAUGACGAAUUUUCUGAUGCAGUUAGCACGCCUGUCACAGAGAAGAAAGAUAUCACGACACCAGCUCAGUCCGAAAAGAAACCUUUGCUCAAUUACUUAGUGGACACUAUUCAAAACAAGUUUGCUGCAGGCGAACGAACACCGGACACGGAAGCGGAGAUGAUCCAGCGCAAAGUGCACUGCCAAGAGUUCUACUCCACGCUGUACCCACAGCUCGAAGUGGCCAACGGUUUCUACCGCUACGACAAGUUCUCGAUGGACACGCAGCUCGCGCACGACUCGCCCCACUCGCGGCUGAAGCGCUACUACAUACAGAGCUGUCUGGAGGACGGUCGAGUUGCUGGAGAGAAUGAGGCCGAAGUGGUACAAAAGUGCGCGGAGGAGCUCGUGUACAAGGACACGGCGCUGAGUGUGGCGUGCCUGCUAGCCGGCGGGGCCAGGGGGGCGGCGGGCGAGGGCGCGGGGGCGGGGGCUGCGGGGGCCAGCGUGGGGCACUCGGCCGCCGCGCUCAGUGCGGCGCUGUACGCGGAGCUGCUGCGCUGUAACGCGCCCACUCUGCGCGAUAAUGUGUACCUCACGCGACCCGCUGAGCUGGCGACGAGGACGCUGGGCGAGCGGGGCGCGGGCGGGGGCGCGGGCGGGGGCGCCGGCGGGAGCGCGGGGGCGGCGGCAGCGGCGCGGCGCUGCGCCGGCCGGCUGAGCGCGCUGGGCGAGGUGGGGCGGCUGCGCGCGCUCGGCGUCAGCGUCAACGCGCUCAUGUUCCACGCGGACGCGGACUACCGCCGCGAGGUCAUAUACCGCCUCGCCAAAUCGAACUCGGAAGAGCACGCGCAGCUGGCGUGCAGGCUCGCGCUGAAGUACGGGCUGGAGCUGCUGGACGUGUGGCUGCACCACGUGGCCUCGGACAAGUCGCUGUCGCACAUCGCGCCGGACGCCAUCGACGACAUCGCGCGCAGACCCAACGCGCAUGCGCGUAUUCGCGAAGUGCUUUGGCCAGAGAUAGAGGGCAAUAACUACGUAGCGUUGAUAAACUUCUUCACGUUGCUGAAACGAGUGGACGAGCGGCCGCUGGUGUAUGGGCUGAACGCAACCGAACAUAUCAAAUUAUUGAAGAAGGCUAAAGCUGCUUCUCCUGAUCUGGACUACAAGUUGCUCCUGGAGCAGCCAUCGGAGGAGCGCUUCAUGGCGCACGUGCUCUCCAUCAUCAGGCCGGAGAACGUGGCGCUGCUCACCAAGUUCCUGCGCACCUUGCCGCCCGCCUUCCACGUGCCGGUCUCCGUCAGCGUCAUAUACACGCGCUGGCUCACUAAGCACUUCUUCGACGUGCCGCAAUCGAUGACAGCGGCGAACAACAAGAAGUGGAUGCAGCAGUACCGCGAGUGCGUGAGCUACUUCAACAAGCUGACCAAGGACGAUAUCCUCGCCUUCGUUGAGAGCACUUGCUUCUCGCGAGAAGCUAUAGAACGUGUAAACGGCGCAACGAGACAGGCGAUGGUCGCACAGGCGGCGGACUACUGCCAGCUCGAGCACGAAAACGAGACGAAAAUCAACCACGGGUCAACGGCGUGGUCAAACGUGGGCCAAGAGCUAAGCCGGUGGGCAAGAUUCCUGGAGAACUUUCACUCGGAGGCUGUGCAGCACAUCCGCCUCGCUUGCGACGCCCCACCACAUUUGUGGAUAGAGCUGGAGAUGACGCGCGGUGACGGAGUCCUGCCGAUAGCCAGCCAGCUGCUGCUGAACCCGACGCUGCGAGCCGGCGCGCUGGAGUCGCUGCUGCACUGCCUCAACCUGCGGCUCGACCUGCCCCAGCUGUUCCUCUUCGCCGCCGACAACCUGCUGCACGACGACGAAUGCACGCAGAGGCUGGUGAGCCGCAUGGCGCAGUACCACAAGGAGGGCGGCGAGCUGCCCGAGGCGCUGCUGGAGCGCGUGGGGCGCGGCCUGGCGCCGCACGCGCGCCUCGCGCUGCUGGCACUGGGCGCGCGCCCCCCCGCCCCCGCCGCCCCCGCCGCCGCCCCCGCCGCCGCCGCCACCGCCGCCCUGCUCCGCGACCAGUUCGCGCCCGACGACUACGCGCAGCGCCUCAGCGAGGACAUGUUGCUAACCGAAGAGGGCAGAUGGGAAGUGUUCGCGGCGCUCCUGUCGCGCAACGGCACGUGGGAGCGGCGCCGCGCGCUCGCCGACGCGCUGCUGUGCUGGCCGCACACGCGCCGCACCGAAUCGUCCCACAGCCUGCAUUGUGAGUACAUCCACCACUUGCUACUUCAGCCGAGCGGACACGCGGAAAAUUUGCUGCUCAUUAAGAUGCUUCUUAGGAGUCCCGUGCUCACUGAACAGGAGGUGCAAUGGCUGCUUACCGAUAUAGACGGAGGAGCGGUGAUGAACGCCGUCUGGGUGAUCGUGAUGAGCAAGUGUGAUAACUACGAAGAUAUGUUGUGUAAACUGCUUGCUGAUUAUAAGGAAACAAUACAGAAUGAAGCAAUUGAAGAAGAGCUGAUCAAGGAAGUUUUAGACCAAGGAUUAUUUAUUAAAUUAGUAGCUAGUCCUCUUUAUUCUUCUAUUAUUAACUAUAUACUUAGUGGUGAGGUGUCGAGUGGCGAGCCAACGUGCUCCUAUACUGUGAAUAGAGCAGUAGAGGAAUUGAUCAAAGCUAACUUCAUAGCAGAAGCAGGACAUCUCCAGUUAAUGUCUAUGGGUGUCCCUACACCAUUGCGUGGUUUCACCCAAUCUGUAGUCUAUUGCAGAAAUUUAUUUAAGUAAAACAAUAUAUUUAUCGCACACAUUGUAUAUUAUUAAGUUAUUAAAUUAUCUCUGUAGUAAUGCUCAUUUUAUUUUUAUCAUUAAGGAAUACCUUACUAUUAAAUAUGUGCUAUGUGUGUGUA
Molecule: messenger RNA, 6849 nt
Organism: Zerene cesonia (dogface butterfly)
Lineage: Eukaryota; Metazoa; Arthropoda; Insecta; Lepidoptera; Pieridae
Product: neuroblastoma-amplified sequence-like
Exons: 41
Coding region: 107-6727 (2206 amino acids)
Biological process (GO): retrograde vesicle-mediated transport, Golgi to endoplasmic reticulum
Cellular component (GO): endoplasmic reticulum membrane; Dsl1/NZR complex
Molecular function (GO): SNARE binding
Source: RefSeq, a predicted model, not a curated record